Theileria parva strain Muguga is the source of this 675-nucleotide messenger RNA. RefSeq lists its product as uncharacterized. The transcript is spliced from 2 exons. The record is from RefSeq and is a predicted model, not a curated record. NCBI's taxonomy places the organism in Eukaryota, Apicomplexa, Aconoidasida, Piroplasmida, Theileriidae. The coding region runs from base 1 to 675 and encodes 224 amino acids.
AUGCAAAUUUGUAAACUAUUAUUAAUUUUCUACUUUAUAUUUAUUAAAUCAACAGUUGAAGUUAAGUUUACUAGGAUUCCAAGCUAUUCGCUCUCGGUCUCAAGUUUUUACAUAGGCCAAAAUACAACUUGGUUACUUAACAAUAAAAUCGAACCUUCCGUGACCAAUAUAAUAAAAGAGGAGUUAUUAUCGCAAGUAAAGAAUUUUAAGCCUGAAAAGUCCGUUUUAUCUGGAGCUUCAGACAAGAUUGAUAAAAUCGCACUUGAUAUAUCUGAGAAAAUAGCUAAAAAGAAGAAAAAAUUCAGGUUAAAGAAUUUAUUUCUUUUAGAAGAUCUUAAGGAUUCUUCAUUAUUAACUGAGAUUUUUUCAUAUUUCAGAGAAAACCCAGUGGUUUACUCCAUUUGGAAUUGCAAUAAAAGCAUUUUAUCAAGAGAAGAAGAGUUUGUGUUGGAAAUACAAUAUAAAUUUCCAAUAAAAUUAAAAGGUGUGCCAAAAUUUUAUUUUUCACCAGUUGUAACAUACAAAAUAACUCUUAAGCCAGACAAAUACGGAUUGACGAAGUUCUCAAAAGGGCUUAUACAGCUUCACACUCACCCUUUAAUGCCCUGGAAAAUGCAUAACAUCGGUUCAUUUGUGCUUCAUCCACCCCUCUUUAAUUUUAAAAAUAAUUUAUGA